Messenger RNA from Tyto alba (common barn owl), 3895 nucleotides. It is a transcript of the gene PRR5L, whose product is annotated as proline rich 5 like. Lineage: Eukaryota; Metazoa; Chordata; Aves; Strigiformes; Tytonidae. Gene Ontology annotation, cellular component: TORC2 complex. The record is from RefSeq and is a predicted model, not a curated record. Gene Ontology annotation, biological process: TORC2 signaling. Bases 191 to 1291 code for a protein of 366 amino acids. The transcript has 9 exons.
GGUGGCGAAUUUCGCCAGAUCGCGGCGCGGCGCGGAGCGGCGGGGCCCGGCCCGGCCCGGCACCCACCCGCGGUGGGGCUGAGCCCUUGGGUUUGAAGACUCGUUGGCAUCACUGAGACUGGCACGUGGACCUUCAAGAGAAGAGACUUUCUGGCAGCCCUGCUCUGCCAGACCCUGUCCACCUGACCCUAUGACUGGAGGGUUCACCGUAGCUCCGUCCUUUGCUCUCCAGUUCCACAAGAUGGGUUCGUUCAGAAGGCCCCGACCUCGCUUCAUGAGCUCGCCCGUUCUCAGUGACCUGCCGCGGUUCCAGGCAGCCCGGCAGGCUCUGCAGCUCAGCUCCAACUCUGCCUGGAACAGUGUUCAAACAGCAGUGAUAAAUGUGUUCAAAGGGGGAGGCUUGCAGAGCAAUGAACUUUACACCCUCAAUGAAAAUAUCAGACGGCUGCUGAAGAGUGAACUUGGAUCCUUCAUCACAGAUUACUUUCAGAACCAACUCCUUGCGAAAGGCUUGCUGUUUAUAGAGGAGAAGGUUAAGCUGUGUGAAGGUGAGGAUCGCAUUGAUGUCCUGUCUGAAAUCUGGGAUCACUAUUUUACAGAGACUCUUCCUACACUCCAGGCAAUAUUCUACCCAGUCCAGGGUCAGGAGUUGACUAUCCGUCAGAUUGCUCUUCUUGGCUUCAGAGACUUGGUCUUGCUAAAAGUAAAGUUGGAAGACAUUCUUCCUCUGGUCCAGACAAAGCUCCCAGCUUCCAUUGUCCAGAUGCUGUUAAUUCUGCAGAGUGUCCAUGAGCCUACUGGCCCCAGUGAGGGCUACCUACAGCUGGAAGAACUGGUCAAGCAGGUGGUAUCGCCGUACUUGGGCUUGUGUGAGGAUCACAGCUUCUCUGGUAGCACCUGCUUGCUUGAGAGACGGUACUCCAGAUUCCGUCCUAAGACUGGUGCACUGAAUUAUUCCUCUCACGUGGUGACGAGCCGGCAGCCUAGCGAGAUGGCCCUGACCCCAGUGACAGAGCAGGAGGGCGAGGCUUACCUGGAGAAAUGCGGGAGCAUCCGUCGCCACACGGUUGCCAACGCUCAUUCAGACAUUCAGCUCCUGGCAAUGACCUCCAUGAUGCACACGGGCAUGGUGACUGAGGAGCCAGACAGUACCGACAAAUGCCUCCUGCUGCAGCCCGGUUUCAGCCACAGGCAGUGCUCCAGUGAGCCCAGUAUUGCCGACGGGCCAGAGGGAGUCGUGGCAGCAGGUAGGCAGGACCCUGCCGAGCUGAACUGCACGUCGGUCAGCUAGAGGAAGUCUGACUGAGGAGAGGAGAACUGUAUGCACUAAGCUGGACAAAGUGUCAUGUCAUCCCUGCUGGGAAAAAAAAAAGGAGAAAAAUCUGCAUUUGGCUCAUGUCAUUGAAAUUGCUGUGAGCAAUCUUACGGCUCUUUGGGAACGCUCUCCAACUUUGUUUUUCUUGCCUGUCUGGGAUUAUUGUUGAUGGAGGUACCAGACUGAUCCCAAACGGGCACUGAGGACUGCAAAGAUUUGCUGUUCAACAGCGCAGUCUACCUUCUGUAAGCUUCCUUCCUCUGCUAGUCCGAACCCUUUGGCCUCAGGUUUCCUUCUGUUUCUUUGGUCUGAUACAAAUUAGCCCCUUUCUGCUUUUCUGCAUCUUUCCCAGCUUUGUGCUGCUUGUUUGCUCUUCGUUCCUGCAGCAGAGCUCUGUGCUGAAUCUUCUCUUUGCUUCUGGCGCUAGGGUGGUGUUGGCCGAGGACUGCAUUUUUCUCUUUCAAAUUUAAACUCAGGGAUGAAACCGUUUGCAUCCUGCAGAAGGAUCUGCUCAGGUGGCUUGUGAGAGAAGGAUAGCCUUCACUUUGCCUCCCACAGGCAUGGAUGAAAAGUCCAAAUCUGAACAAAUCAGACUUUUUUUUUCCCCCCCAGACCUGAAGAGAAAUGAGUACUUCAUACGAACUUUAUUUGGUUCCAGUCAUAUCUUUGGAGGUGGUGGUGUAAACUGGGUGCAAAGGAGGGGUGGGUGUGUAAACUGGGGGGGGGGGGCGCAAAAUAUAGUCCUGAGCAUCCUGGCAUUUGACAUCAAUUUACUCUCAAAAAUGUUGUUGGUGGUAGGGCUAUGGUGAAUCUAAAUGGAUUCCUUUGGGAAGGAGACGCUGUGCAGGGUCUGUGCUUGUGUGGGUGACAUAAAGGUGCUUCUCAGCACUGGGCCAUCACGAUUCCCAGACCAGGAGGUGACGAGCAGGAUUUCCUCCGUGGGCUGCUCUGGUACUUUCAGCACUUGCAGAUUUUGUGAGACCAAAAAUAACCAGCGGGGUGUAGAAAGGAGCCCUGUCUCGAUAGCGUAUUCAUGAAGUGCUCCUGACCUCCAGUGGUAUCUGACUGGGCGCAGUGUUGCUUUUAAGAUAGAGCAAGGGCUCUUUGCAGUCUUUGUUUUUGUUUUUAUUUUGAAGAUUAGGAGCAGGUCCAGUUUGCAAGUGCCCGUGUCAGGCACUGCAGUCCGCAGUGUCUGCUUUGUAGCGUCACUUGGUACUCAGAUGCUGCUUCUGUGGGAACAGAACCAAUCUGUUUGAGCAGUCCUCCGGGAUACUCUGCUGAUGUCUUGCUAAGCAGAUUUGCAAGUGUAAUUACAAGCUUAGAGGUGAACUGAAAUGCUGCCUUAAAUGUCAAAUCCCGUUAAAAAUACGGAUAUAACACCACUGCCACUUGAAUCUAGUCCCUGUGGUACUGACUGUAAAUAAAUCUGUCUUGACAAGGAAACAGAAGGUUAGGAUGAGCCUUCAGGGUGGUUUUUUUGCAUGCCUUGACAUCAACUGCAGAAUUUGCCCUGCCUCUGUUGGGCAUUAAGCAUCUUCGGCUCUACUGGCUGCACUGAAAGUACAGCUCAGACCUGUCAGGAUUUGGCUUUAGUAGCACGCGCGACAAAACCGAAGCAGAUUAUUAUUUGGGAACAAAGCAGCAGAAAUACCAAGCGAUGAGCACAAGUCACACUGUCUUUGUAAGCGAGGGUGGUGGUUUGUCUCCUGUGGUUUGCAAAUGUUGAAAGAGAUACUUGAAAGGGCCUGUUAUUUCUUGCAGUCACCUAAGGUAGCCGGGCCACUGGCCUUUGUGGAAACGCCAAGUGUUUGGCUCACCAGCUGUGCUUACAUGUUGAAGAACAGAGAGCUGGUUGUGCUGGCUGCCUCCUCCUUGGAGCAGGCACAGUCCCGCGGAGACCGGGAAGAUGUGGCUUUCAGCGGUCUGCCCUUCAGAUGGAUACUAGGAUAAAUCGCCCUUCUAUUCAUAAAUCGGUCUGACCAGGCCAGCUUGUCAUCUGCCCCAGGGUGGCCAUGGAUUGUGGUGCAGCUUCAGAGCCUCGGUGAUGACAGCCAAGCCCAGCAGACCAUGCUGGCCUCACCUUGGCGCUGUCCGCGCAGCGUGGGGCGGGUGAUGGCGUCCUGCUCAAAAGGGAUUUCUUUGGCCCCUUGCAGUGGUUUAAAGCCUUCUCUUAGUCACCGUGGGACAUGUGGGGAAGUGACCACCCUGCAGCAUUUCAGUUCACUCUUAGGAGUGCUUUCCUUCUUUCUCUUUCUCCUCUAACCCAUUUGCCUUCUGUAAAUACCCGAACCAUUUGGAUUAGUGAGCAGCGCCCUCUUUUAUGGUGAAAAUUAGAAUGAUUUAUUUAUUUCCUGAUGUAUUCUUGGAUCAUUUCUAGGGCUAAUAGGAAUCCAGUCCUGGUUUUAACUUGAAUUUCUUUUGUUUUACAUGUCUGUAUAAUUUGAAUUAUUUUGAUUUUUGCGUCUGUUACUUUGCAACAAUUUGCACCGAGCCACUCCGAAUCAUGCACUUCCCCCCGUUGUUUUGUUUUGGUUUUUUUUUUUUUUUUUUAGGGAGAAUUAAAGCUGGUGGCUUUACUUU